Hibiscus syriacus is the source of this 1338-nucleotide messenger RNA. RefSeq names its product double-stranded RNA-binding protein 4-like. The transcript has 5 exons. NCBI's taxonomy places the organism in Eukaryota, Viridiplantae, Streptophyta, Magnoliopsida, Malvales, Malvaceae. The record is from RefSeq and is a predicted model, not a curated record. The coding region runs from base 159 to 1202 and encodes 347 amino acids.
AAAUUCAAAUUUAAAUCCAACCGUCCAAUUACUACCUCUUGGUUUGGCAAGUAAUCUCCAUUAAUAUCCAGAUUGGCCAGACGGCCUGUAUCUAACCUGGCUGAAGCGUGAGUUGAAGAAGAAGAAGAAGAAGAAAAAGAAAAGGAUCCGCUUCAAAUAUGGAGAAUCCCUUAAUGCAUUUUCCUCAACCCUCCCUCGUCGAUCAACCUCCAGCACCAGUAGGCCCUCCUUCUUCUUUGGCGGUGUCUUCAGCGUGCCCCUUGGAUCGUUCAUCUGCUUCUAGACCUUCAGGACCCUUAAUGUAUAAGAAUCGGUUACAAGAAUUUACACAACGAUCAUCUAUACAGCUUCCAGUGUAUCAAACUUUUAAUGAAGGACCUAUGCAUGCACCAAAGUUUCGGUCAACUGUGUUAGUUGAUGGUGUAACAUAUACUUCUGAGAGCACCUUUUCAAAUAUAAAAGCUGCUGAACAGGAUGUUGCCAAACAUGCACUGGAGUGUAUAUCGAAGAAAUUAAAAGAUGAAGGCUGUUCUCUCGAUCAAGUGGAUAUCAUGUUGUGCAAGUCUAUCUUGAAUGAAUUUGUGGUCAAGACGAAUCUGGAAUUGCCAGCUUACACUACCAUUCAGUCUGAAGGAUUGCCUCCCGUUUUUGUGUCUACUUUGGUUCUCAAUGGUGCAACUUACAGAGGGGAAACUGGUAGAACUAAGAAAGAGGCUGAACAAUUAGCUGCACGUGCUGUCAUCCAAUCCCUUCUUGUUGAUGAUAGGUAUGUGAUAGUUGUUUCAGAGAUCAUCAGAUCCAAAACUAAACUUCAGAAUGCCUCGAAUAAAGUCAAGGAUUCGAACAUUGUCAAUUUCGACACUACACUUGCCGAGGCAAACAGAGUGAUCCACAACAAUGAAGAGGUUGAAGUUACUGUAACCACUAACUGUGUGCCAGCUAGUGCAUCUCUACAGCCAAGCUCGGGAGCAAAACAUCCUCGCCAUGAAUUCAAGAAUCCAACUGUAGGACAAGGUACUGAGCGCAUUGAUCUUCCAAUUGCUUUUGUGCCUUCUGCCGUUGGACAGGCUUCAAUUGGUGAACACUCAUCAAGAAAGUCACAGAAGAAGAAGAAAAAACGGGCUAGACUAAAUGCUGAUACUCGGUUGGCUGUUGCUGGUAUCCCAUUCAAUCAAACCACACCGUGUUCACUUGCUCCCUGAACCUGGACAGUUGCUAGUUUGCAUUAUAUAGCUAGUAGUUUGUUAGAUUUGGCAAAAACCAUGGUUAUGGUUCUCAGAUAAUAAGAAGUAUUGUUGUUCUGUAGUAAAAUUAACUGUUUAAUGUUUUUAUCUUCUA